AAAACAUUUCCUAUUAUGGACUGGAAUGUUGUCGUUAUCAACACAAUAUUCUGGUCGUGAACAUAUGUUCAGUCUGGAGAUUAAUGUUUAUCCUUUUGUAUAUAUUCAACCGAAAACAUUAAAUUAUCCUGGAAAUCAAGUAGUUAAAUGGGAAUCUUUAUUAUUAAGUAAACAAACAUCGCUUGUUGUUAGUCGUGGAGUAAAUUUAACCAGUUUACCAGUUUAUUUAGGACAGACAUUGUUAGAUUCAACACAUCCUAGAGAAUUAUUUGCGCUUCGUGUCACACCAAGAACUAGACAAAUGUCACAUAUCUAUAAAGAUAUAUUUAAUCAUUUAAAAGAGAUCAGUGCAUGUGGUAGCCUAGAACCACGUUUUCAGGGUAUCUAUGACUGCUUACUUUAUCCACUGAUAGGAAAUACUCAUUUAAAAGAUAUCCUUUUACCGGUGAAUUUGUUGUCGAAAUUCCAAUUGACUGGAUAUGAUGUGAUUGGAGAAAACCAAUUAUUAAUGAUAUUGACAAGACCAAUCAAUGUCAAACCAAAUGUCGAAAGUAUUCCACCUUCCUUACCAUCGUCAUCAUCGUCAAUAUUGAAUCCUGUUCAAGAGACACCUAAUAACACAGAAGAAAGUGUUGUUUACUUGCCAUCAGAUGACAAACCAUGCUCACCUUUGUUCAAUUCAAUGUCGGAAGACGCUUAUGUUCCAGCUCCUGUUCAGUUUGACGACAAAGCAUUGUUUAUCGAAAAUAUGAAAAUGGAGGAUAAGACUGUUGAAGCGUUUUCAAUGAAUUCAGUCGGUGAUAUUGAUUUGCGUCCUUUCAUCACAAAUACUGCUAUCAACAAUGCCGACCAAUUAUAUCCUGCUACUCAACAGUGGUACCCACCUUCUACUGAAGAUAUCGAUUAUCGUAAAUUAAUUCCACAACCUGUUAAUCCUGGAUGUUCUACACCACAAGAUGUAUACAAUGUGUCAUCGCCAUCUGUGAAUGAAGAUUACAACUGUAGUCAUAGUAGUAGCAGUAGAAGUGUACCUAGAUUUCAUGCAGAAGCGCCUUUCCGGUCUUCCAUUAAAAAAAUACAUACAAUCGAACAGACCAAUUAUCAACCGGUACAUUCAGUUCGUCACUUAUUACCUAAUCCAGUAAGUAAAAAAGAAUUUUCUGAUACUCGUUCUCCUCUUCUGUCUGCUAAUCAGUUACCAGUCACUGUCAACAUACAACGUUCGAAUCCUUGCGCUCUUUUGCCUACACCAUCUAUCCGACCUUUACGUCGUCCAACCUCUUCAUCAUCAUUAUCAUCACGCCGGUCAUCGCGUAGACCUUCACCGCGUCCAUUGAGGUCUCCACCUUCUAUUGUUUCUCGCAAGAAGCCACCUGUUAUUGUUCCUCAUUACAAUCAUCGUCAUAAACAUCGUCAUUAGCAAAAAAGCAGUUAUUUUCUUUCAGAUGACUUUUUGUUGAGUUAUUCUUCUACUUUUGAAUGAAUCCAAUGUGCAUAUACUACUAACUAUAUCCAUGUGUUUGUAUGUAAACUUGUAUGUAUUUAUUUUAUCUCCUGAAUAUCAUUUCUCUACUAUUUAUUUACAUAUCUAUCCCUGUUGAUUAGCUCACCUAUCAGCCGUAACUGUUAUCACAGCAGCAAUUUCUUCAUACAUUUAUUAUUAUUAUUCCUGUGUUGUUCUACAGUCCUUACUUCAUGCACAACUUUGUAACAGUAAACCAAUUAAGGUGCACAAGAUCUACACUCAUUGUUGUUUUUAAUUAUAUACAUACAUUUACUGUGUGUAUGCAUGUGUGUGUGUGUAAUGUUAUUUUUCAAGACAGUUUUUUUGUUCUGUUUUUCUAGCACACAUAUCUAUUAGUGUGUAUAUGAUUGUGUGCACUUCUUACUAGUUAUUUAAGCCUUGAUUAUUUUGAUAAUUUUUCAUUAUAAAAAAGAUUUAAAUUUUCGAGAGGAAAUUCAGAGUAAAAUGUUUACUAUUAUUAUUAUUAUUAUCACUAUUUCCUUCUCGAUUAUGUACAGUCCUUAAAAUUUAUAAGAUGAAUUUAUUUAUUA
Schistosoma turkestanicum is the source of this 2055-nucleotide messenger RNA. The record is from the annotation of a GenBank genome assembly. Lineage: Eukaryota; Metazoa; Platyhelminthes; Trematoda; Strigeidida; Schistosomatidae.